AUGGCCAGCAGUGACAACUGCCAACCACAAAUCGUCGACGAAAAUGUGAAGUCGGUCGUGGCACUUGGAGCGACUGAGCUGCACCAGCACGUGGCCUCACGUAUGCGAGCAGCACUAGGGCGACCACUACCUCAAGUGGAAGUCCGUUUCGAGAACGUAUCGAUUUCCGCUAGCAUCACCGUGAAAGACGAGGCCCAAGCUCAAACAGAGCUGCCGACCAUCGCCAAUGUGAUCAAGCAGAGUGCUCGGCAGGUCGGGCUAGACGUCACGUCGUCAAGAAAAACAUCCUUCGCAACGUCAGUGGCGUGUUUAAGCCAGGAACAAUGA
This is a messenger RNA of Phytophthora infestans T30-4, 327 nucleotides long. RefSeq lists its product as uncharacterized. The coding region runs from base 1 to 327 and encodes 108 amino acids. The transcript has a single exon. The record is from RefSeq and is a predicted model, not a curated record. Lineage: Eukaryota; Oomycota; Peronosporomycetes; Peronosporales; Peronosporaceae.